AUGUGGUUGGCCGUCAAAUUAUUCGGUUUAUUUCUGCUUCUGCAGCCUGGGCUCGCUGAUACAAAUGACCAAACCUCAGCGACAGUGGAUCGAGGCUCAUUCCAAAACCCAUCAUCCCGACUACGCCCUCGCUUCAGAUACUGGCUUCCAGACUCCGGUGUCGAUGCUGAAAUAGUUCAGCAAAAUAUCAAAGCUGCCGGUGUCCUCGGCGCAGGCGGUGUUGAAUUCUUGCAUUUCUACAAUUAUGGUGGCCAGUUGGCUCCUGCGCCGGUGGGGUCGAACUGGUCUCGGGAUGGAUUUGGAACAGAGGCUUUUCAUAGCAUGUUUCUGGCUGCGUUGCACGCGCACAAGGAGGCAGGCCUGGUGAUGGAUUUCCCGUUAGGUCCAAACCAGGGACAGGGUGUUCCCGCAGACCCGAGUGAUGAGGGCUUGCAGUGGGAUUUGGAACCAUUCUCCGUCGCCAUUCCCAGUGAUGGUCACUUCGAUGGAAAAGUCCCUGGCUGGGGUGCCGGUGAGCUGGUUGCACUUGUCUCAGCGGAAGUGUUACUCUCUACGAACAGUUCUCAUCUGCAAUUAACUCUGAAGAAUGGAACGUUGACGGACUGGGCUGGCAAAGUAUCAUCCAGUGGAAGUGUCUCUCUCGAUCUCCCGACAUCUCAAAACACAUACCGACUCUUUGCAUUUUAUCAAUUCCUCAGUCAUAACAAGAAUUUACAGUACAGUUCAACUCCAGCUAAGACCAUCUUUGACAACGGGUCUUUUGUGGUGGAUCACUUCACUGCUCGCGGUGCUAAAGUGACGACGCAAUUCUGGGAAGAGUAUAUACUUCCAGGUGGAGUGAAGGAAUUGCUUAUGGAAGUGGGCAACUAUGGCUGGGAAGAUAGCAUCGAGAUACUUUCUAAUAUUUCCUGGACGCCGUCACUCCCGAGUACGUUUCAAUCUAAAUAUGGAUACGAUUUGAAGUCAGUGCUACCGAUCAUCAUGUUCAGCAACAACAACAUCAACACACAAAGCACUGAGCCAGGUACUAUCGAAUGUCUCCUCAAUACUCCAGAUCAUGGCCUCGGCUAUAUCAACGAUUUCAGAGGUGCCCUGGUAGAUGGGUACCGGAGCUAUCUUGAAGAGUUAACACGUUGGGUAAACUCGGAGCUGAAUCUCCAAAUGUCAGCCCAGGUUUCGUACAACCUGCCGAUGGAUAUGGAAUCCAAUAUACCAUUCGUGAACGCCCCUGAAUGCGAAAGUCUCCAGUUCGGGAAUAGUAUCGACGGUUAUCGACAGUUCACUGGUCCGGCACACCUUGCCGGUAAACGUGUUAUUUCAAACGAGAUGGGCGCUGUCAUGAUGAAGGCAUAUCAACUGACCCACAGUGAACUUCUUUACUUUAUUAACCGUGCUAUCGUGGGUGGUGUCAAUCAGAUGGUAUUUCAUGGACAGACGUAUACUGGAGAAUACUACGGUACUACCUGGCCGGGAUAUACAGCCUUCUUAUAUCUGUUCUCGGAGAUGUACUCCGACAAGCAACCUUCAUGGGACCAUGGCUUUGGCGAUCUUCUGAAUUAUACGGCCCGAGUGCAGUAUCUUCAGCAAUCAGGUGUCCCGCGGACUGAUGUGGCAAUUUAUAACAAGGUGUCUGGGACUAAUCCCAGCUUUCCGACUAUGUACACUGCGAAUGAUCUAAUCGAUGCGGGGUACACAUAUUCCUACCUGUCACCAGAUAAUUUCGCUCUCCCCGAGGCCAAUGUUCGAGGCGGGAUUUUGGCUCCCAAUGGACCCGCAUACAAGGCUCUAGUAAUCACCAGCAACAGCAAUCUCACGCUCUCCGGUGUCCAUUACAUCCAAAGAUACGCUCGCGCAGGCUUGUCCGUCAUUUUUAGUGGCGGAGACCCUGGAGUCUACGCCAGCCAUGAUGACAGAGACGGUGCCUCCAUUCGAAAGGCAAUUCAGGCUCUCAAGAAGUCAGCGAACGUCUAUAGUGUCUCUGCUGGUCAGGUUUCUGCCAAACUCCAUGCUCUCGGUCUACGUCCACAAGUUGCGACACAGAAUAACGGGACAUGGUACACCACCUGGCGUGAAGAUUCCCAAACUGGCACGGAUCAUGCGUUUGUUUUCUGUGAUGUGAAUGCCUCAACUGGUACAUUGGACAUAUCCACUCACAAGACUCCAUUCUUGUUUGAUCCUUGGACUGGAUUAAAAAAGCCAUUGCUGGGUUACACUCAGAGCAAAAGCCGUGUGACGAUCCCUCUUUCCCUGGCAGGGAAUCAGACCAUCAUUAUCGGAUUCAGUGAAAAUGAAGACAGUUCUACAAAGCACGCCACCAAUUCUCCAUCUUCGGUAAUUGGAUAUGACACCCAGGGCAACGCCAUCGUCUCAGCCAGCAAUUCUCAGCAGUCCUUAGUCUUGUCCAAUGGCAAGAAAGUCAUACUGCCCUCUCCAAAGGUUGCAAGCUCAAUUGCCCUUUCCAACUGGACUCUCACUGCAGAGCAUUGGGAGGCACCCAGCAACAUUUCGGAUGCGUCCACCAUUGCUUUCAAGCAUAACACAACCCACCAGCUAUCAUCUUUAAUUUCCUGGCGUCAGAUUGAGGGAUUGACGAACUCGUCCGGUUUGGGAUACUACACCACCCAUAUCACCUGGCCACCAGUUAAGGGGUCUGCCGAUGGGGCCUACCUCUUCCUUCCUCCUAUUGCGCAUACAGCGAGAGUAUAUGUGAAUGGGCAUCAACUGCCACCUCUAGAUUUGACAGUCCCACGGGCAGAUCUUAGCACGUAUCUGAAAAAGGGCUCUAAUGUGCUGACUGUGAUCGUUCCGACUACCAUGUGGAACUAUAUCAGGAGUAUUGCGGAUGAAAUUGAGACGGUGAACGUACCAAUUGAUUCUCUUAUGGAUGCGGUUGGGUCUGGGCUUCCACAGGCGAUUGAUAAUGGGUUGAUUGGAGAUGUGAAGUUGGUGCCCUAUGUUGCUGUUAAAUUGUGA
Molecule: messenger RNA, 2973 nt
Organism: Penicillium waksmanii
Lineage: Eukaryota; Fungi; Ascomycota; Eurotiomycetes; Eurotiales; Aspergillaceae
Exons: 4
Coding region: 1-2973 (990 amino acids)
Source: RefSeq, a predicted model, not a curated record